Messenger RNA from Penicillium paradoxum, 1740 nucleotides. Its product is annotated as fungal specific transcription factor domain-containing protein. NCBI's taxonomy places the organism in Eukaryota, Fungi, Ascomycota, Eurotiomycetes, Eurotiales, Aspergillaceae. Bases 1 to 1740 code for a protein of 579 amino acids. Gene Ontology annotation, molecular function: DNA binding; zinc ion binding. The record is from RefSeq and is a predicted model, not a curated record. Gene Ontology annotation, biological process: DNA-templated transcription. The transcript has 2 exons.
AUGUGCAACGUGCAGCAAUCAGAAUCGGGACUGCGUAUAUCAUCUGGAGGCACCAAGGAAGAGGUCAAGGAACUCCAGCGCGAGAAGUCUAGCUUGUUGGCUUUCAUUAGACGGCUCAAGCUCGCUACUCCAGAACAGCGAGAAGCCAUGUUAGCCGCAACCCCAAUUGAUCAUCCUAAAGAGGAGGGACGGCAAUGGGAAUGUCAGGACGAGAAGGGGAUUGCCCCUGAGCCCGAAGAAACAUCGGGUCCAGUUCCUAGACAAGGCAGUGAACAAUUUGACAUGGAUUCCGAAGACGAAGAUAUCGACAUCGCACCUUUCAUUUCAAUUGAUGAAUCCGGGAAACCUGGGAACUUCGGUCCAUCGUCAGCCCUAUAUGUUCCAAAUCAGAGUGAACAAGUAUCGCCCCCAGCAUCCAAUCAGACCUUCGAACAUAGAAGAAACACCCUCAUAGCGAACGCAGCUCUACAGCGCCAAUCUGAACAUUACCUUUCUUUGUCUCCGAGUAUUGGCGGCGCGCCAACUGAAGUCGCGCUUCAUCUGUUAAAUGUGCAUUGGACGCGGCAGCACCACACAUUCCUCCUCACCUACCGACCAGCCAUCAUUCGUGAUCUGCAGCAGAAUGGUCCCUAUUGUUCAGAGCUAUUGCUGAAUGCAAUUUUUGCCUGCUCGAACAAAUUCUCCGAUGUCUUCCAGCAGGAGAACCACUUUUUCCUUCGAUGCGAAAGUUUCUUGACAGCGAAGGGGGUAAUAAUGAAGCCCACAAUACCCACUUUAGUUGCUCUUCUGCUAUUAGGGUCGACAUGUGUUGCAAAAGGCGAAACAUCAAAGGGGUGGCUAUUCACUGGUUACGCUCUGCGAAUGGUGUACGACCUAGGGCUGAACAUCGACCCCCGCGAAACCACCGACAAUAGCGAAGAGAUCGAAAUCCGCAGGCGCGUCUUUUGGGGGGCUUACGUCUGCGACAAAUUACAGAGUCUCUAUCUUGGCCGCCCUGUGGCAAUCAAUACACGAGAUCAUCGUGUCUCGCGUGAACUGUUCGAUACAUUCGAAGAAAAAGAGCUGUUCCUAUCCACUGCACCGCGCCCUUCCCCCAUCUACUCAGUCUCCACAUUUCAACAGCUAUGCUUGCUGUCAAAGAUCAUGACGUUAAUCAUCAAUCGCUUCUACGUGGUGGGGGCUUCGUUCGCCAAUGCAAGGUCAAACCUGCAACUCGUCGACAAUGCCCUAAACAAAUGGAAGCAAAACUUGCCCGAGGAGUUGAAUUUCACUCCUCCGGCCGAGUCCCCCAUGCAAUAUCCUUCGCCUAACGUCAUGGUUCUGCAUGCGAUCUAUUACUCCCUCGUAAUCCUCCUCCAUCGCCCAUUCAUAUCUGAUGGACAUCUGCGAUCUGCAACAACACCCCAACACUCAUGGGAGAAAUGUAGUUCUGCUGCACAGAUGAUUUCGUCCAUUGCGGAGACUUACAGAUUAGCAUACGGUCUCCCCAAGGCUCCCUAUAUUCUCAGUUACGCCAUUUACGUCGCCAGUACUAUUCACGUUCGGAAUGCCGCAGGCGACGGAGCCAGCAUUGUGGAGCACAAGUGCUUGCUCAUUUCAUGUCUUGAAUAUUUGAGCUUAAUGUCUCAAACGAAUCCUGGAGUCGACAGACCACUGAGUAUCAUCAAACAACUCAUAAUGGUCAACGAUAUUGAUCUUGACAGAGGUAGGGCACUUCGCAGUAUAGCUGUUCAGCUUUGA